GCCAACAUGUGAAUGAUACAGAUAUUGACUCAAAAGGGUGGGGUGGGGGUGUGAUUUUAAUGUCAGCUAAACUGCACAGGAAGUAUUUACAGCUUUAAGAGGAAUAGAUAAGUACGAAACUCUCCCUCUUUUGAGUUAUUUAAGGAGAAAACAGGUGAAGCAAAAGUUGUACACAAGAAUAGAGAGUGGAGAGACUUAGCUAAGGCAAGAUAUGAUUGUGCAAUGGUUAGAGACCCAAAUGAAAGUUUUCCUUUUGCACCCUUUUACAGUCUUACCUUUCUUCCUCUUGUUAUUCUUCCUCUACAAAUUCCUUUUCAGCAACCCCCAAACCAUAAAACACUUACCACCUUCCCCAACAAAGCUACCGAUUAUAGGGAACCUACACCAAAUUGACCAAUUCCCACACCGAUCAUUGCACAAUCUAUCUAAAAAACAUGGGGAGCUAAUGUUACUUCACUUUGGCAGUAAUCCAGUCCUCGUAGUCUCGUCUGCAGAGGCAGCAUGUGAAAUUAUGAAAACCCAUGACAGCAUAUUUUCGGACAGGCCAGCUUUAAGCAAGUAUAAAAGGCUUCUUUAUGACUGCAAAGAUGUAGCAACAGCACCUUAUGGGGACUACUGGAGACGGAUGAGAAGCAUAUGUGUACUUCAACUCCUAAGUUACAAAAGGGUCCAGUCUUUCCAUGAUGUCAGAGAAGAAGAAACAGCCCAAAUGAUCAAAGAGAUAGAGAGGUCAAAGACAGCAGUGAACUUAAGCAAGAUGUUUGCCAACUUCACUAGUGAUGUGAUAUGCAGGGUAGCUUUUGGGAUGAAAUUCAAUGGGGAGAGAGACGGAAUCAAUUUCAAGAAGCUGCAAGAAAAGCAUGAAGAGUUAAUAGGUAGUAUUAAUGUCGGCGAUUUUAUACCUUGGCUGGCGUGGGUUAAUCACAUAAAUGGUGUGGAGAGGGAGAUUAAGAAAGUUUCUGGAGAUAUGGAUAGGUUUCUAGAAGGAAUAGUUCAAGAGCAUUCUGAUAGGUUAAGUAAAACUCGAGGCAGUAAGCACGGGACAAACUCAACACAGGACUUUGUGGAUGUUCUACUUGAAUUACAACACAGUCCUGCAGCCGAAAUCAGUAUCAAUAAAGAGAGCAUCAAGGCCAUUAUACUGGAUAUGUUUGUAGCAGGAUCCACAACAACUUAUGCAACACUAGAAUGGGCCAUGUCAGAACUCCUAAGGAACCCUGGAGCUAUGGAAUCUCUAAAGAAGGAGGUGAGAGGAACCACCAGGGGUAAAGCGAGCAUCAGCGAGAACGAUUUGGAGAAGAUGGAGUACUUGAAAGCGGUGAUCAAGGAGACUCUUAGACUGCAUCCUACUGUUCCCUUGCUAUUGCCCCGUAUCUCAACUCAACAAGUAAAAAUUAAUGGUUAUGUCAUACCCGCUAGAACAGAAGUCAUUAUCAAUGCAUGGGCUAUCCAUAGGGAUCCUACAUUUUGGAACGAUCCUGUACAAUUCAAUCCAGAGAGAUUUCUAAAUUCUCCAAUAGAUUUUAAGGGGCAGCACUACAAUUUGAUUCCAUUUGGAUCAGGUAGGAGGGGAUGCCCCGGAAUUUUAUUCGGCACCGCAAACUUAGAGCUAGUAUUAGCAAAUCUCAUGCAGAAGUUCGAUUGGGAAUUGCCAGAGAGAGCAGAAGGAAAGACUCUGGACAUGGAAGAAUACCCUGGACUUACAAGCCACAGGAAAAACCCUCUUCUGGCCAUCGCAUUUCCUCAUUCUACCUAGUGAAGAUUCAGUGCAGCAAAUAAAAAAAAGCACUAAACCACUCAAAAUUUAAAACGAAUAUGUAAAGAGUUGUAAGCUAGUUAAUCAUUAAGGAUUUAAAUAUAAUGUUUAUGAAGUCCGGUCAACUUCAUCAAUUGAUGCAUGUGAGCUUCUGUGAGAAAUCCAGGGUUCUAUAAUUACUUCUAUAGGGAA
Spinacia oleracea (spinach) is the source of this 1948-nucleotide messenger RNA. Its product is annotated as cytochrome P450 736A117. The transcript is spliced from 2 exons. Gene Ontology annotation, molecular function: monooxygenase activity; heme binding; oxidoreductase activity, acting on paired donors, with incorporation or reduction of molecular oxygen. The record is from RefSeq and is a predicted model, not a curated record. Bases 212 to 1756 code for a protein of 514 amino acids. NCBI's taxonomy places the organism in Eukaryota, Viridiplantae, Streptophyta, Magnoliopsida, Caryophyllales, Amaranthaceae.